Molecule: messenger RNA, 1623 nt
Organism: Habropoda laboriosa
Lineage: Eukaryota; Metazoa; Arthropoda; Insecta; Hymenoptera; Apidae
Product: pyruvate kinase-like
Exons: 8
Biological process (GO): glycolytic process
Cellular component (GO): cytoplasm
Molecular function (GO): magnesium ion binding; pyruvate kinase activity; potassium ion binding
Source: RefSeq, a predicted model, not a curated record
AUGAUACAUCUCGAAGAUCAAUUUAUAACAGACGAUCAAGUAAAGGCAGCUUAUCAAAAUACGCGUCUCGAACACAAUGUACACCUUGAUAUAAAUUCCAGUCCUAAACUAGCUAGGCUUACCAAAAUUAUGGUUACACUGGGUAAAAUGAAUUCUCAUCCUGACGCCAUCGUUGAUAUGAUGAUGGCUGGAGCAAACAUAGUCCGCUUGAACAUGUCUCAUGAAACGGAAAAAUGGCAUGCAAUCACUGUUCGGUCUAUUAGAGAAGCUGGGAAUAGGAUGUAUGAAUUCACGAGCGAGGUUUACCCCUUAGGUGUUGCAAUGAAUCUUCGAGGUCCUGAAAUAAGGACGGGUGGUUUUCACGGUGACGAGCUGUGCCUAGGGUACGCUAAAUUAAGAACAGGUAAUUUGGUCAGGCUGGUAACAAAUGAUAUUGCAAAACGUGCAGGAUCCGCUGGGUGUUUCUGGAUUUCUUAUAGCGAAUUACCUCGAAUAUGUCGAUCCGGCGACAGAAUACUCAUCGAUCGAGGCACUGUUUUAUUACAAGUCACCUGUAUACGUGAGAAAUCUUUGAUUUGUAAAGUCGUCAAAGGUGGUACUGUAAGGGACGAUGCAUUGGUACAGUUAUUAGACAGUAUAAUUUCGUUGCCACAAAUUUCGGAAAAGGAUACUCAACACGUCAAAUUGGCUUCCGCUUUGGAAUGCGAUUUUGUCAUAGUGAAUCAUGCGCGCAAUAAGGAAAUGAUUUUCAGCGUUAAAAGUCGCUUAAAAGAAAUGGGAAUUACCGAAAUUUGUGUGGCAGCAAAGAUUUCGACACAGCAAGGUUUAGAGAAUUUCGACGAAGUUCUGAACGUAGCCGAUGCAAUUCUUAUUGAUAGAAGGAGUAUUGAAAUCGAUGUAGGAACCGAAAAAUUGUUUCUCGUCGAAAAGAUUCUUAUCGCAAAAUGUAUCAAAGAUUUCAAGUGAGCAAUAAUGGGAUUUCAAGUGUGCAAUAAUGGGAAAUUGAACAUCGACAUGAAUCUAAUUGCAAAUGCUGUUUUAAACGGAGUCGAUGCGAUAUUUCUUAAAACUGGAACUUUAAAUGCGAAAGAAACUACGAAAUUAUUGAAAGAUGUCGAUAUGGUAUGUAGAGAAGCCGAAAGCGCUCGGUGGCAGAAAGAAAUUUUUGACGAACUGAGCUGCAAGGUGCCAGUACCUUUAGAUCCCGCACAGGCUAUUAUAGUUGGGGCUGUUGAGACAUCCUUAAAAUCGAACGCAUCUGCAAUUAUCGUUACAACAACAUCUGGGCGCAGUGCUAUUUUGAUAUCGAUGUAUCGUCCCAGAUGUCCAAUUCUUGCAAUCACGCGUUAUGGAGUAGUCGCAAGAUUGUUACAAUUGUAUUACGGUGUCCACCCUUUCCACUACAGAACGAAGCCUUUGUGCGAUUGGACUAAAGACAUGGAAAUUCGAAUACAAAAUGGUGUCGACUCCCUCCGAAGGAAAAAGUAUAUUAAGAUUGGUGAUCCGAUCGUGAUAGUUAGCGGAUGGCGUCAAGGUGCAGGAUUUACAAAUUGUGUGCGUAUAAUUUACGUAUCACCCGGACACAUGGAAAAUCAAACGUCAAAUUUUGAGCCCUGCUGGUGA